This is a messenger RNA of Spathaspora passalidarum NRRL Y-27907, 2696 nucleotides long. Its product is annotated as mitochondrial 54S ribosomal protein uL1m. NCBI's taxonomy places the organism in Eukaryota, Fungi, Ascomycota, Pichiomycetes, Serinales, Debaryomycetaceae. The annotation marks the transcript as partial. Gene Ontology annotation, biological process: translation. Gene Ontology annotation, molecular function: structural constituent of ribosome; RNA binding. The transcript has a single exon. The record is from RefSeq and is a predicted model, not a curated record. Gene Ontology annotation, cellular component: large ribosomal subunit.
CGAGUAGUUGUUAGUAGCGUACACCAAGAUAUGUUUAAAUCGUUAGGUUUGCCUAGUUCUAGUAGGUUACUUCCAGUGAGGUCAUUCUCUACUUCCCUCACAGCAAAUGCCCCUGCUGCUGUCAAGGCCAGUCGAAAACAACAAAGACUCAAACAAAGAAAAUAUAAAACCGCACCACAAACCCAUCCAUUAUACUUGCCAGUAUCACAAGCAUUAAGAUAUUUACGAGCAUUUGCCGUAGGUCAACCUAAUCACAAGCAAAAAAUUACAUUACAAAUGGCAGUCAGCCAAGAUAAAGGUGCCCAUCCCCUCAAUGGUAACAUUCAAUUCCCUAAUCCUGUGAUUGAUUUCGAACCAAUUGUUUUCACUACCAAGAAUGACAAGAUUGAAGAAUUAACUAAACAAGGUAUUAAAUUAGUUGGUGGUGUUGACUUGAUCGAAAAAAUCAAGGCCAAAGAACUUCCUCUUGAUUCUUUAACACAUGCAUUUGCUACGCCAGAAAUCGUUGACAGAUUAAAACCAUUAGCAAGAACCUUGGGUCCUAAAGGGUUAAUGCCAAACGUUAAGAAGGGAACCGUUACUGAUGAUAUUGGCAAAAUGUUUCAAUUAUCUGGUCAAUACCCAUUCAAACAAAAAGACGUUCAUUUAGAAUUCACUAUUGGUAAUUGUAAUUUUAGUGAUGCUCAAAUCUUGGAAAAUCUUCAUGCUGCUUCCAAGGCAAUCUAUGGAUCAAUCGACCCUAAAGCUACCAAGAAGACCACUGUUGGUAAAUGUCAUUUAAAUGUUUUCCAAAGUCCUGGUAUUGUUAUUGAUUUAGAAUCUUUACAAGCAUAAUCCCUACACAACUGUACAUAGUAAUAACUAAUAGUAUUCACUCAUUGCAACUUCUUUUUGAGAAGUUCAUCAAUAUCAAUUUUGUAGAACAUAAAACAACCAGUUAUGACUAUCCAACAUGGGAACCAUCCAAGGAUAACCACGAGCCAAGUCCAACAUUGUAAAUCGUUCCAUGCAAGCACCAACCCUUCAAAUAAGUCACUGCCGUUACCCAAGACAUUUCCAGCUGUUAAUACAACAAAGAAAGGAUUGGAAACGAUUAAACAAAUAAUAGUACCAAUGUAUGCCUUGUCCUUAAAGUCUUGUCCUGUAAACUGGUUCAUUAAAGUAGGUACAAAAGUCAAGGGUAACACUAAAAUACCAAUCAUUAAUGCAAGCGAAAAAUGAACAAUAAGUAAUGCAGUAAUCAACAAACUAAUCAACAAUAAAGACAAAGAAAUCAAUGAAAAUGUAAUUGUCUUGGAUAAUCUCUUCUUGAAAAAUAUAGAACCCACUGAAAGAAAUCCUAAACUCAGCAAUACGAGCAAUGAUACUGCAGAAACCUGAUCUCCUUCACUUGUAGCUACCAACUUAGGGAUACUGAGUGCCAACCCUAAACAGACAAUUUCUACAUAGGUAAAUGUUCUCAAGAUAAAUGAUAAAUUAGAUAUGGCUUCGUUUCUGUCAAUGCUUAAAAUUGCACUUAAUGCACUAAUGGCAAGACUAACGGCUAGGAUAACUGCAGCAGGUAAAUAAGUACCAAUUGAAAUGAAAUUCUUUGAAGACAUUAACAAGUAAAAGAAAAAUGAUUGAUGAAACUUUUCCAACAAAUUGUUGACACUUCUGAAGGUACCAUCAACCACUCUACCAAGUUGAGUAAUAUCUCUAUGUUCUUCACCUUUAUCUUUGGUUCUUGCUCUUAAAGUAAUUGCUUGGAUCUGCCAACCAGAAAAUUCUUCACAUCCAUUGGUGUUCUCUUGGGUUAAUCCAGUCAAACAAGACAGGAUGAUACCUUUAACUAAAGUUAACAAUCUGGUAGUAUAAUCAAUGUUUUUAUUGUCAAUACCUUCAAUUGAAACUUUGAUAUUUUCGUGGUAAUUGAUAACAUUGGCUGUAUUUAAUAAAUCAAGGUUAGGGAAUUGUCCAUUUAAUCCAUGAUAAAACAUAUCUAUAAAUUCAAAAUAAUCACCCAAUGUCUCAUCAUAUUCAAGCACAACCGCAGCUUCAAUAGAACCAGCGGUUUCAUCAAGAUCCGUAUGGUACGCGUCAACCCAUGAUCGUAGAGAUUUUCUUGAAUCUGGUGGAAACACAAACACAAUAUUCUUACUCCAAAUUGACAUUCUUGUGAAAUAUCUGGCCAAACCCAUAGCCAAGGCCAUAGCACCACUAUUAUACUUUCCUUCACUGGUGGCCCAAGGAACAACCAAUGCCAUUGCUUCUGUAUUUUCACCUCUUGGUGCAUGCAUAAUUGCAUAGAGAGUAUCAUUAGCGAAGCCAUUAACAUGGUAUGAAGUAGUCAAUCCUAGUUGUUCAAGCCAUGAUUCAAGAAUCUUGUUUCUAGAACUUACAUCUUGGUCAGAUAACUUGGUAAUUGAUUCACGGUAUCCUCUAACUAUAUUCCAUUCACUUUCUCUAAAAUAUGAAGUGACUUGUGCUGGCAUUAACGCAUUUUCAGAUAUAUAUGUGUUUCGAUAAUUACCAUCCAUGGGCAACAGAAUUAAGUAAAGUAUACUGGACACGGCUAAUAAGAAUGAACAUAGUGGUAGGAACUUGAUGAUUUUGGGGAUCAAUCCAAGUUUGUGGAUUUUACGUAGCACGGUUUCAGCUAAAGCCAUGAUUGAAUACUCCUCAAUUGGCUAUCUAUAAGUUGCUGUGUUGUUUUG